AUGAAGUCCUCCGAUAUCGAUCAGGAUUUAUUUACAGACAGUUACUGCAAAGUGUGCAGUGCACAACUGAUAUCCGAAUCUCAGCGCGUGGCUCAUUACGAGAGUCGAAAACAUGCAAGCAAAGUCCGACUGUAUUACAUGCUUCACCCCAGGGAUGGCGGGUGUCCUGCCAAGAGGCUCCGGUCAGAAAAUGGAAGUGAUGCUGAUAUGGUGGAUAAGAAUAAGUGCUGUACACUCUGUAACAUGUCCUUUACUUCGGCAGUGGUGGCUGACUCACAUUAUCAAGGCAAAAUCCAUGCCAAAAGGUUAAAACUGUUGCUCGGAGAGAAAACCCCAUUAAAGACCACAGCAACACCCCUGAACUCACUGAAGCCUCCGAGGGUGGACACUGCUCCAGUGGUCACAUCUCCCUAUCAAAGAAGAGAUUCAGACAGAUACUGUGGGCUCUGUGCAGCCUGGUUUAACAAUCCUCUGAUGGCCCAGCAACAUUAUGAUGGCAAGAAACACAAAAAGAACGCAGCAAGAGUUGCUCUAUUAGAACAGCUUGGGACAACUCUGGAUAUGGGGGAACUAAGAGGUCUGAGGCGCAAUUACAGAUGUACCAUCUGCAGUGUCUCUCUAAACUCCAUAGAACAGUAUCAUGCCCAUCUGAAAGGAUCUAAACACCAGACCAACCUGAAGAAUAAGUAGUGAAAACAUCAAUCAAGAGAUGAGAAAAAAAUGUCAGGAUUUCUCUGCCGUGGAGAAUUGCUUAUCAACUACCAGUGGAGGAUUCUCUCUUGAACAAUGAACAUUUCUUAUGAGGAUUCACAAAUUAACAUAUGACUAAUCUUGGUU
This is a messenger RNA of Lynx canadensis (Canada lynx), 837 nucleotides long. It is a transcript of the gene ZMAT4, whose product is annotated as zinc finger matrin-type 4. Gene Ontology annotation, molecular function: zinc ion binding; nucleic acid binding. The coding region runs from base 1 to 690 and encodes 229 amino acids. The record is from RefSeq and is a predicted model, not a curated record. The transcript has 6 exons. NCBI's taxonomy places the organism in Eukaryota, Metazoa, Chordata, Mammalia, Carnivora, Felidae.